CCGCACUUCCGGAGGCCUGGGGAGUCACAAAUCACAUUGAGCCACAACCGUCCAGUGUUUUCUUCAGUUCCAAACGAAAUGAAUAUUCCCAAGCUGCUACAACAUCCUCACCAGCAUUUCCUAAAAGGCCUUUUAAGAUCCCCUUUCCGACCUUACCACUUCAUCUUUCACUCGAGUGCUCAUCUCGGAUCAGGAAUGCCACCUGCUCAGCCAUUUAAUUCUCUUGGACUCCAUUGUACAAAGUGGAUGCUGCUGUCAAAUGGUUUAAAGAGAAAAUUGUGUGUACAAACAACCUUAAAGGAGCACACGGAAGGAUUUUCUGAUAAGGAACAAAGAUUUGUGGAUAAACUUUAUACUGGUUUAAUCCAAGGGCAAAGGGCCUGCUUAGCAGAAGCCAUAACUCUCAUAGAAUCAACUCACAGCAGGAAAAAAGAGUUAGCCCAGGUGCUCCUCCAGAAAGUGUUAGUCUACCACAGAGAACGGGAACAAUUAAACAAGGGAAAACCACUAGCGUUUCGAGUAGGAUUGUCUGGGCCCCCUGGUGCUGGAAAAUCAACCUUUAUAGAAUAUUUUGGAAAAAUGCUUACUGAGAGAGGGCACAAAUUAUCUGUGCUGGCUGUGGACCCUUCUUCUUGUACUAGUGGAGGAUCACUCUUAGGUGAUAAAACCCGAAUGACUGAGUUAUCAAGAGAUAUGAAUGCAUACAUCAGGCCGUCUCCUACUAGAGGUACUUUAGGAGGUGUGACAAGGACCACAAAUGAAGCUAUUCUGUUGUGUGAAGGGGGAGGAUAUGACAUCAUUCUUAUUGAAACCGUAGGUGUGGGUCAGUCAGAGUUUGCUGUUGCUGAUAUGGUUGACAUGUUUAUUUUGCUACUGCCACCAGCAGGAGGAGAUGAAUUACAGGGCAUCAAAAGAGGUAUAAUUGAGAUGGCAGAUCUGGUAGCUAUAACUAAAUCCGACGGAGACUUGAUUGUGCCAGCUCGAAGGAUACAAGCAGAGUACGUGAGCGCACUGAAAUUACUCCGCAGGCGUUCGAAAGUCUGGAGACCAAAGGUAAUUCGUAUUUCUGCCAGAAGUGGAGAGGGCAUCACUGAAAUGUGGGAUAAAAUGAAAGAAUUCCAGGACCUAAUGCUUGCCAGUGGGGAGCUGAGUGCCAAGCGACAGAAGCAGCAGAAAGUUUGGAUGUGGAAUCUCAUUCAGGAAAGUGUGUUAGAACAUUUCAGGACUCAUCCCACAGUCCGGGAACAGAUUCCUCUUCUGGAAAAAAAGGUUCUCAGUGGGGCCCUGUCCCCAGGACUAGCAGCAGACUUGUUGUUGAAAGCUUUUCAAAGCAGAGACUAAUAAAAUUUAUCCUAUGCAAUAAUUCGAUAUGUCAUUUCAUAAAGUAUUUUAAUAUUAAAAGUCACUUGGGUGCUUAUAUUUUCAGUAA
Equus quagga is the source of this 1429-nucleotide messenger RNA. RefSeq names its product metabolism of cobalamin associated A (gene MMAA). Gene Ontology annotation, cellular component: cytoplasm. Bases 79 to 1341 code for a protein of 420 amino acids. The record is from RefSeq and is a predicted model, not a curated record. Gene Ontology annotation, molecular function: GTP binding; GTPase activity. NCBI's taxonomy places the organism in Eukaryota, Metazoa, Chordata, Mammalia, Perissodactyla, Equidae. The transcript is spliced from 7 exons.